AUGACAAUAAAACAUCAAGAUCAAUUCGAAUCUUGGAUUUUAGAAUUGCGAGAAAUAGUCAGAGAAAGCAAGAAUUCUCUCUAUUUCGUAGAUUCGUGGGCUCAAUUCAAUUCUGCGGUAUCUUGUAUUCACGUUUUUUUCCACCAAGAGAGUUUGAUAAAACUCUUAGACUUCCGAAUCUGGAGUAUCCUAUUUUCACGCAAUUCACAGAGAAAUCUAUAUUUCAUGAUCAAGAAUGUAGUCCUUUUUGUAGUUAUUUAUCGUAUUAGCAAUCGAAAGAUGAUCGAAACAAAAAAUAUCUAUUUGACAAGGCUGCUUCCUAUACCAAUGAAUUCCAUUGCACCCGGCAAUAAUACAUUGGAAGACUCAAAAGAUUCGUUCAAUAUCAAUAGGUUGAUUGUUCCACUGCUGUAUGGUCCAAAAGGAAAAAACAUUUCUGAGAGAUCUAGAAGAGCCGAUUGUUCUUUUUUCUCUGACAGAUGGUUAGACCUUCUUCUUCUUCGUCUGGAUUUGAAUCCUGCUGAGAGGUCGACUCGAGAGCAGAAAUUAUUUAAGAAAGAGGAAGGUGUUUCUUUUGUUCUUUCGAGGCGAUCGGAAAGGAAAGAAACAGUCAAUCUAUUCAAAAUCCUUCGAUAUUUACAAAAUACUGUUUCAAUUCAUCCUAUUUCACCCGAUCCAGAAUGUGAUAGGGUUACGAAGGAUGAACUUUUGACAGUUCAAAAUUUUGAAUCAGAAGAAGGAUUUCAAGAAAUGGCAAAUUUAUUCAAUCUAUCAAUAACUAAGCCGGAUCUAAUGUAUCCUGAGGGAUUUUCUAUUGAUUAUUCUGUAUUGGAUCCAAAACUCUUCUUUCUUUUCUCACUUAGGAGCCGUGCGAAACAAUCCGCAAACGAGGUAUGCAACUCUAGGGAUGAAUCAAAAAAGAAAUCUUUAUUGGUUCUACCUCCUCUUUUUUACGAAGAGAAUGAUGAAUCUUUUUAUGCAAGGAUCAUCCAAAAAUGGGUCCAGACCUCUUGCCGAAAUGAUUUUCAAGACGCAAAACCAAGAAUAGUGCUGUUUACUAGCAACCGGUCAGUCAAUCAAUAUGGAUUAAUCAAAAAUCUGAUUCAAAUUCAAUAUAAUACCUACGGGUACAUAAGAAAUCUCUGGAAUCAAUUCAAUCGCAACUUGGAAUAUGGAAUUCAAAGGUAUCAAAUACAAAAUGAUAUUGUGAAUCAUAGACCUAGAAGGAAAUACACGAUCAACCAACAUUUCUCAAAUUUGAAAAAGAGUCAGAAGAAUUGUCUAACCGAGAGAUCCAUGAAUAAGGAUCGAAUAUAUAAAUACAAAUGGUCCAAUGGGAGCAAGAAUUUCCAGGAAUAUUUGGACCGUUUCAUUUCGGAGCAGAAUAGCCGUUUUCAAGUAGUGUUCGACAAUGCAUAUUCGCUUGAUUGGUCUGAGGUUAUCCGCAAAAAAGAUUUGUCUAAGUCACUUUGUUUCUUUUUUUCCAAGUUUCUUCCUUUUUUCUUUGUGAGUUUGGGGAGUAUCCCUGUUCAUAGGUCCGACAUCCACCUGGAUGAAUUGAAACGUCCGAACGAUCCACUCGGGAAUCGGUUGUUAGAAUCAAUAGGUCUUCAAAUCGUUCAUUUGAAAAAAAGGAAACCCUUCUUAUUGGAUGACUAUUAUACUUCCCAAAAAUCAAAAUUAUUGAUCAAUGAAGGAACAAUUUCUAACACGGCUUCCUAUUUCUCACCGAUAUCCCACGAUCAAGACAAUUGGCUGAAUCCCGUGAAACCGUUUCAUAGAAGUUCAUUGAUAUCCUCUUUUUAUAAAGUAAAUCGACUUCGAUUCUUGAAUAAUCAAUAUAACUUCUGUUUCAAUUGGAACAAAAGAUUCUCUUUUUAUGCGGAAAGGUCCUGGAAUUUUAAUUUUACCUAUGGACAAUUCCUCAACAUCUUGUUCAUUCAAAACAAAAAAUUUUCUUUGUGCGACGGUAAAAAAAAACAUGCUUUUUUGGACAGAGAUACUAUUUCACAGGUAUCUAACAUAUUGAUAGCUAACGAUUUUCCGCAAAGUGGUGAUGGCGGAUAUAACUUGGACAAAUCUUUCCAUUUUCCAACUCGAUCCGAUCCAUUCGUUCGUAGAGCUAUUUACUCGAUCGCAGACAUUUCUGGAACACCUUUAACAGAGGAAGAGAUUGUGAAUUUUGAAAGAACUAACUGUCAACCUCUUUGCGAUAUGAAUCUGCCUGAUUCAGAGGGGAAGAACUUGCAUCAGUAUCUCAAUUUCGAUUCAAACAUGGGUUUGAUUCACACUCCAUAUUCUGAGAAAUAUUUACCAUCCGAAAAGAGGAAAAAACAUAGUUCUUGUCUAAAAAAAUCCCUUGAAAAAGGGCAGAUGUAUAGAAAUAGAAAAUUUCAAAGAAAAACUCUCUACAAAUGGAAGAGAUUCCGACGGUAUAUCAUACCUUGGUUUCUUACCGGGACAGCGCACAAAUAUCUCAAUUUAAUAUUGAGAGAGACUUUUUCAGAUCUAUUGGUGAUACUAAGGAGGAGUCCUAAAUUUCAAAAAUUUGUCUCCAUUUUUCAUGAAAUUAUCCAUAGGCGUGGAUUCGAGCGAAUUCUUCGUAAAAAGUGGAGUCUUUCACAACGCAAUCCUAUACGUGAGAUUUCGAGUAAGUCUUUACAUAAUUUUCUUGUAUACAGCACAAAAUUUUUUAACCCAAAUAAUGAGUCAGCAUUGAUAUCGACGCGUUUGAGAUGUCUAAAUAUUGGGGAGUUCCUCUUUUCAAUCCUUCUCCUUCUUCUUGUUACUAGAUAUCUCGUUCAUACACUUUCAUUUGUUUCUCAAUUCAAUGAGUUACAGAAAGAGUUCGAACAGGUCAAAUCUUUCAUGAUUCCUUCCUACAUGAUUGAGUUUCGAAAACUUGUGGAUAGGUAUCCUCCAUCGGAACUGAAUUCUUUCGGGUUAAAAAAUAUCUUUCUAGUCGCUCGGGAACAAUUAAGAAAUUUUCUAGAAGAAAGACGAGGUUCGGCUUCUGGCGGCAACAUGCUAAGGGGUGGUGGUCCCGCUUAUGGAGUCAAAGAUCUCAUAAGUAUUAUACCAAAUCCCGCCAAUCGAAUCAAGUUUUUGAUAAAUACGAGACAUUUUAGUCAUACAAGUAAAGCGUUUUAUUCCUUGGUAAGAAGAAAAAGAAAAAAUGUGAAUAGUGAUUGGAUUUUUGAUAAAAUAGAAUCCUGGAUCAUGAAGACUGAUUUCAUUGCUGAUAAAGAAAAAGAAUUCUUGUUUCAGUUCUCUACCGUAACAACAGAAAAAAGGAUUGAUCAAAUUUUAUUGAGUCUGACGAAUAGUGAUCAUUUAUCAAAAAAUAAUUGUGGUUAUCAAAUGAUGGAGCAACCGGGAAUAAUUUAUUUACGAUAUUUAAUUGACAUUCAGAAAAAAGAUCUAAUGACUUAUGAGUUCAAUCCAUUCUGCUUAGCAGAAAGACGGAUAUUCCUCGCUCAUUGUCAGACAAUCGCUUAUUUAGAAAACCUGCGUGGGGCUAGUAGUUUUGGUUUCCCAUCUCGUGGGAAACCCUUUUCGCUCCGCUUACCCUUAUCCCCUCCUAAGGGUAUUUUAGUGAUAGGUUCGAUAGGAACUGGACGAUCUUAUUUGGUCAGAUAUUUAUCGACAAACUCCUAUGUUCCUUUCAUUACAGUUUUUCUAAACGAGUUUCUGGAUAACUUUCCAAAGGGUUUGGAGCUUGACUAUGAUAAUGAUGAGGAUGGUGUUUUUGAUGAGAGAGAGGGUACCAUUUACAGUCUUUUACCUAGUUUUGAGGAUAGUUGCUAUAAUGUCAAUAAGUUUCGUAGUGAAGAUCUCGACUGUAACUUUGACUUUGAUAGGGAAUUGGACUUUCUAAGUACGCAGGAUCCGAUACUUAAGGAUACCAUACACGAGUGGGAACUAAAGCGAUUUUUUCUCGAUCUUCAAUUCGAAUUAGCAAAAGCAAUGUCUCCUUGCAUAAUUUGGAUUCCAGACAUUCAUGAUCUGGAUUCGAGUGACUUAUCCGUGGGUCUAUUGGCGAACUCUCUGGAGUCUGAAAAAUCUUCUACUAAUCUUAUUAUAGCUUCGACUCAUAUUCCCAAAAAAGUAGAUCCGGCUCUAAUAGCCCCGAAUAAAUUAAGUACAUGCAUUAAGAUACGAAAGCUUCUUAUUCCACAACAAAGAAAGCACUUUUUCACUCUUUCAUCUAGUAAGGGCUUUCACUUGGAAAAGAAAAUGUUACAUACUAAUGGAUUCGGGUCCAUAACUCUGGGUUCUACUGUACAAGAUCUUGUAGCACUUAGCAACGAGGCGCUAUCAAUUAGUAUUAUACAAAAGAAAUCCAUUUUAGACAAUAAUAUAAUUAGAUGUGCUCUUCAUAGAAAAACUUGGGAUUUUAGAUCUCAGAUAAGAUCGGUUCAGGAUCAUGGGAUCCUUUUCUAUCAGAUAGGAAGGGCUGUUUCACAAAAUCUACUUCUAAGUAAUUGCUCUAUAGAUCCUAUAUCUAUCUAUAUGAAGAAGAAAUCAUGUAACGGGGGGGAUUCUUUUUUGUACAGAUGGUACUACGAACUUGGAACAAGCAUGAAGAAAUUAACGAUACUUCUCUAUCUUUUGAGCUGUUCCGCCGGAUCGGUCGCUCAAGACCUUUGGUCUCUACCCGGCCCUAAUGAAAAAAAUGAUGGGAUCACUUCGUAUAAACUCCUUGAGAAUGAUUCUGAUCUAGUUCAUGGCCUAUUAGAAGUAGAAGGUGCUCUGGUGGGAUCCUCACAGACAGGAAGUAAGUUUGAUAAUGAUGGAGUGACAUUGCUUCUUCGCACCGAACGAAGGAAUCCCUUAACUAUGAUUCAAAAUGGAUCUCGUUCUAUCCUUGAUCAGAGAUUUCGCUAUGAAAAAUAUGAAUCGGGGUUCGAAGAAGGGGAAGGAGUCCUCGACCCGCAGGAAGAUUUAUUCAAUCACAUAGUUUGGGCCCCUAGAAGAUGGCGCCCUUGGGGCUUUCUAUUUGAUUGUCUUGAAAGGUCCAAUGAAUUGGGAUUUCCCUACUGGAAAAGGUCAUUUCGGGACAAGGAGAUCAUUUAUGAUGAAGAGGAUGAGCUUCAAGAGAAUGAUUCAGAGUUCUUGCAGGAUGGAACCAUGCAGUACGAGAGACGAUAUAGAUCUUCCCAAGCCCAAGAACAAGGCUUUUUUCAAAUAAGCCAAUUCAUUUGGGCCCCCGAGGAUCCACUCUUUUUGCUAUUCCAAGAUGAUCCUCUUGUAUCUGUGUUUUUACGUCGAGAAUUUUUUGCAGAUGAAGAGAUAUCAAGGAUCCUUUUCACUUGCCAAACAAAACAAAUUUAUUGGAAAUAUCAAAAUAAACGCUGGUUUAGGAAGAAUACGCAAGAGCAAGAAAAGAAUUUCGAAUUGUUGAUUGAUCGCCAGAGAUGGUUUCGAACCAAUAGUUCAUUAUCAAAUGGAUUUUCACAUUCUAAAACUCUAUCCGAGAGUUAUCAAUAUUUAUCAAAUCUAUUCCUGUCUAACGGAACCCUCGUGGCUCAAAUGACAAAGACAUUGUUGAGAAAAAGAUGGCUUUUCCCGGACGAGAUGGUUCUUAGUAUCUGUGCUAAUAAUGAAUGA
Trifolium pratense (red clover) is the source of this 5610-nucleotide messenger RNA. The record is from the annotation of a RefSeq genome assembly. Lineage: Eukaryota; Viridiplantae; Streptophyta; Magnoliopsida; Fabales; Fabaceae.